UUCUCAUCGUUCGCUGCAGCAAAUCUUCAGCGUGAGGUGCCACAACAUUUGCCCUUUUUCUCGGGUGCCCAGACCUGUCUUCAAUUCCCUUACUGGCGACUCCGCCAUUACUUAUCACUUACCGUAUUCAGCACCUGCCGACCCGCCGGUAAGCUUUCCACAAGCCGUACCUUUCCACACGAUGCAGGACACAGCCGCCACACCUCCUUCUUAACCCCGACGACAACGUCAGACUAUGGGUGCCCCCAAACCCAAGAUCAGGCUCCCGCGAGGGAGCAACAUCAGCUUGCGGCCCUUCUACACCACCGUUCUCUUCCUCAGCUGCUUCGCGGCCUACUCACUUGUCGCGACUCGGUACAAUCGGCGCAUUGGCCUGCGCGACUCGCUCACCGAAGACCAAGACCCCUCGCUACUGUUCGCCAGGAGCUCCAGCGCCACUCCAGAAUGCCGAGAGGUUCGCAAUGCCGUCAAUCAAUGCGCCUUCGUCAAGGCCAAUUGCCAAGAUGACGAGGCUGGUCUCCUUUCCUACCUGACGCUGUACUAUUGCGACCUUCACCACAAUCACGGCAUUGCAUUCAUGAUACUUGUGGCCUGGCUCGGCAUGCUCUUCACCACCAUUGGCAUUGCCGCCAGCGACUUCUUCAGUGUCAACCUCAGCACCAUUUCAAACAUCCUUGGCCUGAGCCAGAGCUUGGCUGGCGUGACCUUUCUCGCGCUUGGCAAUGGCUCCCCCGAUGUCUUUAGCACCUUUGCUGCCAUGGGCUCUAACAGUGCUAGCAUGGCCGUCGGAGAGCUCAUUGGCGCCGCCAGCUUCAUCACGGCGGUCGUCGCGGGCUCCAUGGCACUUGUCAGAGAGUUCAAGGUUGGUAGGAGGACCUACGUUCGAGACAUUUGUUUCUUCAUCGUGGCCGUCAUCUUCACCAUGUGCUUUCUUGCUGACGGCCAUUUGCACCUUUGGGAGUGCAUCGUCAUGAUUGUCUACUACAUCUUCUAUGUCUUCACCGUGGUCACCUGGCAUUGGUACUCCAACAGGCGCAAGCGGAGACUAGCAAGGGAUUAUGCAGCACGGACCCAUGUCUAUGGCAGCGUCGGUCACGCCAACGAUGAGCUGGCCGAUGAACCUUACCGCGACGACCCGGAUGAUCAUGAUGCCGGCGGCGGCGGACCUGGCAGGGCCAGUCAUGCCGAUAUCAGUGCUCUCGAAGCCGGCCCGCGCAUUCAAGUCGAGGGCGAGGAGGCCGACGUGGAUCAAGUAUCCAAUGAAGAGGAUGACGAUGGUGCUAGAGGCCGGCAGGUUGCUGCUGAAAUGGCGAGCAGUAUGCGGGUCCUUCGACCGCGAGGCAGACGGAGCACGACCAUUACACCCAUUCGACCCAGUCUGGUCGGCGCCCUAGAGUUCAGGUCGGCUCUCGCUCAAUUGCAAAAGGAGAGCAAUCUUAGAAUGGGACCCAUCCGCGGCCACGGCCACACGCGAGCGUACUCAGACUCCGAGCACCGCAUUGAUGGAGUUCAGAGUGACAACGUAUCUGCUGCCGGCUUGCAACUGGAUUCUUCACGACAUACCGUUGCGCUUGGCCAAGGUGAAGCCGUCAACAGGAAUCGUGCCUUGUCGACUGGCGCUGUGCCACCUUCAUUCAACCUUCCACCACCUUUACAGGAGUUACCGCAAAGUACCAGCGGCGCAUCCACGCCCGCUGGGCAGGGAAGGAAUAGAAGCCCUUCGCCGGCUUACCAGAUCGGGGGCAAUCUCGCACCACCUCCUAUCGAUCCCGGCGCCCCACGAACUGAUGUCACUGGCGAACCAAGCGGCUCCAGUCUCACGCCGCGAUUGCCCCAGCUGGUCAUUCCUAGCCCUGGUCCUAGUCUCAGCGAGCGAUCUUCUCCGACUUCGCCCUUCCCUGCCUUCUUCACGGAUUCUCCCAUGGUUUUAACACCCAACCCACAGAACGACAGGUCAGAAUUUUUUCUCCCGCCGCCCGGCAUCGCCCGCUUGGAAGCACCAAUUCCACCGUUGCCUGUGAUCCCUAAUACGAGGCCGGUGAAAUGGUGGCCUUAUGCAGUUCUGCCGCCGCCCGAAGUGGUGCAUGCAACUCUCUUCCCCACGCUCCAGGGAUGGAGCGAGAAGUCGCAUUGGGACAAACUGGUCAGCAUGAUAUCUGUGCCCAGUAUCCUACUCUUAGUCAUUACCCUACCAGUCUCGGAAACAGAUGGACCAGUUGAUCUGGACGAUGAGCCGAUUGGUGGCCCGUCCCGAGGCGCUUCGGGACACCAAACACCGCCCAUAAUUGCCGAAAAUAGCAUUCCGAUCGAGCAGGAGACUGAGUGGCAACGUUACCGGAGGAAUUCGCGGUCCAGGUCUCGAUCUAAUACUGCAAGGUCCUCUCCGAUGAUGUCGCCGGCACUCAUCGCCGUUCACUCACCUGGGGCUACGCGGUCUAUGGUGGAUGGACAUCGCCCUAGCGAAGGGCUCUCGUUUCCGCCGGUUGUCAAGCACGCCCCGGCCGAUCCGUCACCAGAAAGCGACCUGGGCACCACCGUGGACGAAGAGCUCAACGGCGGUUGGAAUCGAUGGCUCGUUGCUCUUCAGCUGUUCACCGGGCCUCUAUUCUCUGUUGCGAUCCUGUGGGCAAACAUGUAUGAGGACCUAGAGCAGCCUGGCAAGGUUCUUGUCAGGAUGUCCCUUAUCUCAUUGCUUGGGUCGACGAUCUUGCUCGGCAUCUUGCUCCUCACAACGAGUCCUGACCGGAAGCCGAAAUACCACUUCCUGCUUUGCUUCCUUGGUUUCAUCAUCAGUAUUGCGUGGAUAUCCACAAUUGCUGGAGAAGUCGUCGGCGUACUCAAGGCGGUUGGUGUUAUUCUGGGCAUCUCCGAGGCACUUCUCGGCCUCACCGUCUUUGCGGCUGGUAACAGCGUCGGCGACCUUAUCGCGGACAUCACCGUCGCCCGUCUCGGGUACCCGGUCAUGGCACUGUAA
Messenger RNA from Verticillium alfalfae VaMs.102, 2974 nucleotides. RefSeq names its product sodium/calcium exchanger protein. Gene Ontology annotation, molecular function: monoatomic cation transmembrane transporter activity. NCBI's taxonomy places the organism in Eukaryota, Fungi, Ascomycota, Sordariomycetes, Glomerellales, Plectosphaerellaceae. Bases 236 to 2974 code for a protein of 912 amino acids. The transcript has a single exon. The record is from RefSeq and is a predicted model, not a curated record. Gene Ontology annotation, cellular component: membrane. Gene Ontology annotation, biological process: intracellular calcium ion homeostasis; monoatomic cation transport; transmembrane transport.